Molecule: messenger RNA, 2374 nt
Organism: Drosophila ananassae
Lineage: Eukaryota; Metazoa; Arthropoda; Insecta; Diptera; Drosophilidae
Product: cationic amino acid transporter 4
Exons: 2
Coding region: 169-2190 (673 amino acids)
Biological process (GO): transmembrane transport; amino acid transport
Cellular component (GO): plasma membrane
Molecular function (GO): amino acid transmembrane transporter activity
Source: RefSeq, a predicted model, not a curated record
GGAUGCAAAAAUCGAUACUGUCACAGCUGUUCGUGUACAACAAGUGAAAGUGUCGAAAGUGCCGCACAAUAUUUGAUAAAUAGUAUUUAUUUUUUGUAAUUUCAAUCCCAAUCGAUUGUCUUCAAGGCCUUUAUACCUUUGGAAUCGGUUUCAAACGGAAUAUCCAGGAUGCCGAGCUCAAGACGUGCGAUUCUCAGACACAUAUUGUCGGGACUUUGUGUCAAAAUGAAUCGCACCAAGUCGGUGCCCAGUGACGUCAUGGAAACGCCGCUGAAUCGGUGCCUCAACACCUUUGACAUCGCCCUUCUAGGCAUAGGCCAUAUGGUUGGAGCUGGCAUCUAUGUGCUGACCGGAACAGUGGCCAAGGAGAUGGCUGGGCCCGGCAUUAUACUGUCCUUCGUCCUUGCUGGCAUUAUUUCCAUGCUGGCGGCCCUCUGUUAUGCGGAAUUCGGGACAAGGGUGCCCAAGGCUGGAUCGGCGUAUGUCUACACGUACAUCUCGAUGGGCGAGUUCUGGGCCUUCGUCAUCGGCUGGAACAUCCUGCUGGAGCACAUGCUGGGAGCCGCAUCGGUGGCUAGGGCUUGGAGUGGCUAUGUGGACUCCAUGCUGGGUGGAUGGAUUGGAAACACCACCCUGGAGCUAACGGGAGGUAUUCAGGAACCCGGCUUGGCCCAGUAUCCCGAUGUCCUGGCCUUUGUGGUGUGCAUCGUCUAUGCAGCGGCCCUGGCCGGAGGAGUAAAGGCCACGGCGGUCUUCAACAGUCUGCUGACUCUGGUUAACAUAGCCGUCAUGAUACUGGUCAUCAGCGUGGGCUUCUGGUACGCGGACACCAAGAACUGGUCGGAGUCAGAGGGCGGAUUCCUGCCGUACGGCAUCGGAGGAGUUAUUGCCGGAGCGGCCACUUGUUUCUACGCCUUCGUUGGAUUCGAUUCGAUUGCCACAUCCGGCGAGGAGGCGAAGAACCCGGCCGUUUCCAUACCCAUCGCUACGGUGCUGUCCCUUUUUGUGGUGACUAUCGGCUACAUCCUGGUGAGUGCGGCUCUGACUCUGAUGAUACCCAUCAGCGAGAUCAAUCCCGCUGCUUCCCUGCCGGAGGCGUUUGGCCAGCUGAAUCUGUCCUGGGCCAAGUACCUGAUCUCAAUCGGAGCUCUUUGCGGGAUGACUACAACACUGCUGGGAUCUCUGUUCGCUCUUCCCCGGUGCAUGUACGCCAUGGCCUCCGACGGACUGCUCUUUAGCUGCUUCGGCAAGAUUAACUCCACCACUCAGGUGCCCCUGCUGAAUCUGGUGGUUUCCGGACUGCUCAGUGCCUGCCUGGCCCUGGUCUUCGACCUGGCCAAGCUGGUAGAGUUCAUGUCGAUCGGCACACUGCUGGCCUACACCAUCGUCUCGGCCAGCGUGAUCAUCCUGCGCUACAGGCCGAUGGAGAGGAUCACCACCAUUCGAGUGCCGGCAGUGACAACCAGUCCGGAUGAUGACGACGACGAUGACGACGAGGAUGUGGUGUCGCAGUCCAGUAUUGACACCUCCUCGCCCACCAGCGAGAUGAUCGAGGAGGUCCUGGCCGGGCGCCUCAAGUCCCAGUUCAGGUGCCUGGAGCCUCUGCUGGGACGCUUCGAGCCCGGGUCUGUGGUGUCCGUGGCCGUGGUCCUCUUCAUAUUUCUAAGCUUCGCCAUCUGUGUGGAGCUGAAGGUUUCAUGGACGCAACUGUACACCGGCACUUGGUGGGCCCUGCUCAUCUACGGAUUCAUCAUCUUCGCCGCCAGCACCUGUGUGGCGGUAAUAGCUGUCCACAACCAAAACACCCGAGGAUUGGUCUUCAAGGUGCCUCUGGUUCCGUUCGUGCCCGCCCUAGGAAUUUUCUGCAACAUCCUGCUGAUGGUUCACCUCGAUGCGGUGACCUGGGUACGAUUCUUUGUCUGGGUUUGCAUCGGCAUGGUAGUCUACUUCCUGUACGGCAUUCGAAACAGCAAGGAGGGCGAGGUCUGCUCCUCGUACUCCAUCCUUAUGACCACCUCCGAAGCCGGCAAGAUGGCGUGGGGCUCCUUCAAGGGGACAAACGGCAAAAAGGGCACCACUAGCACCACAAACAAGCACACCAUCUUCGAGAGGUUCACGGGUCGCAGCCGACCGGAGGACAAGAAGUCAAUUGUAGAGGAGAGCGAAAAUGAGACAACCGGAUACUCCUAAGCUUCCUAGGCUUCCCAGAAACAGACUACCUACCAACCAAUCUCGAUACUUAAUCAAUUCUUUGCAUUCCUAAAUCCCAACGUUGAACGAGACAUAUUCCACAGAACUUAUGAUCGAGGAAAACGAGUAACUAUUAUGGCAGAGUACCUUUUACCACAAAAUAGCAUAGUUGUCUACUGUGAAU